Halichondria panicea is the source of this 39089-nucleotide messenger RNA. RefSeq lists its product as uncharacterized. The coding region runs from base 120 to 39068 and encodes 12982 amino acids. The record is from RefSeq and is a predicted model, not a curated record. NCBI's taxonomy places the organism in Eukaryota, Metazoa, Porifera, Demospongiae, Suberitida, Halichondriidae. The transcript is spliced from 156 exons.
UUGCGUUAAUCUGUUGAUUGCUGAAUUUGCCAUCUUCAGUAAUAGUGCUAUAGGUACGUAUAUAUAUGGUAUAGCAGAGCAGUUUUGGUCCAUACAGCUAGUAUUUUAUCCGGCUGAGUAUGUUCUUUCUAGUGUUGCUAUUAUUGGCUAAUGCCAUUCCAAGUCACUACUGUUCUACUGUUGAAAGCAUAUCUUGCUCAUCAGAAGUAACUCCAAGUGGUAGUUUUUCCUGUGUCGGGGUGCCAAUCCAAUGUACUCUAACAUUGAAUGCUACGAUUUGCAACGAUGAUGGAAGUGUCACUCAUCUUACCAAUGGCGAUUUAACUGUUCACAUCACAGAAAUCUCGUUGAGUACGCCACCAUUUUUGAUUAAUCAGACUGGCACUACUGUAGUGGUCACAGCAGACUACUUACCGACACAAGACACCAGCAUGCUUGAUGUCACUAUCACCUCGACUAAUCUGAACUGCGGCUUUGAUGUAGUGUCCGGCCCCUUAUUGGUUGCACCUUCAGCCAGCUGCAACUAUCCUGUCUCUUUCGGUUUCAUCAGUAGCUCACCAAGCUCACAAAACCACACUAUCAAUGGAGGAGAAAUAAUAACAGUCAAUUUGGGAUUAGCUGUAACGGACUCAUUGGCAGUCGAAAACGUAACUUUUGCGUACAAUCUAAUACAUCCUGCAUUGAGAUUUGUUUCCGAAAACACGACAACUUCUAACCUUGAAACUGCUGUCACCUCUCCAAUAACUUCUGGUGAUGAUUAUCAUAGUCUUCUCACAAGCUCUUUUACACCACUUGUAUUGCUUUCGUCCUUGGUCCAAGGUGAUAAUGUAACGGUGAACCUGCACUUCCAAGUGCAGCCGUAUGUGCUACCACAGUCAACCUUGUACGUAUCUCUCCAUGUAUUCUAUCAUCACAGAACAUUUUCAAGCUAUAGUCUGAAACAGAACAUCAAUCAACUGAGAAAUUACACUGUCUCUGAAGUGACAGUCGGAAAUGUCACAAUCGAUCUGCCUUAUUACGACCCUCAGAAUUAUGAACCAGACACGUUUCCGUCACAGGAAGGAGAUAUUUUCAUUGUAAAAAUCCCAAUUUUAGUACCUUGUGUUUCAACUGAUCUCACGCUAAACAUUUUGUUACCAGAGUUUUGGUCGGAUUUCUUCACCAGAUAUAAUGUUACUGUAACUAAUGUGACUUUAGUGGCUCCUUCCAACUUAAUGUCAAUUCCUCAUCUUUGCGACUACACUGACCUAAAUGCAAGCAGAUGUGAUUUCGAUGAGCUCUCAGGAACUGGACCAGUAACACUGAUGACUUAUUUUCUUGAGCAGUGGGCAGUGGGGGAUGACAAUAUUACCGUAACAACUGGUCCACUCAUGUACAAUAUCACCACUGGCUCAAUUUGUGCUAGUACAAGUCCACCAAGUACCUGCAACUGUAUUGAUGAGGAAAUUCAGAUAUUUCUCACAGUGCUCGUUCUAACUGACAUGAUUUGUGAGAACCAGACUAUAUCAGACAAUAUCACGACCACUCUAAACCACACCGCAGACAUGACAACAUGGCUAUCACCGACACCUACCCACACAAAGCCGACAAUAAUUCAAUAUCAGGACGUGUUCUCGUUUCUACAUGCUGUCAAUGCGAGUACCCCAGCCAUUAGUCUUCCCAUAAGCUCUCAUAGAGGAGAUGCAGGUGACCCUUUCACAGUAACCUUUGGUGUUGGACAUAAUGGCGAGUAUUCCAAGUUCACGGCCUACGAUUUGAACUAUACAUUCAGUAUUGAUAUGCGGCUUGAUCCAGAGGAGAAGAUUUUGAUAUGCUUCUUUGAUGUGCGCACUGAUCCAAUUAUGUGUGAAGAAGUUCCAUUCGUUGAUUAUACCAUUGUGCGAGAAGGAUUCCAUGAAAUUUUUACUCUCCACGUCCAUCGUGUUGAGCUCACACUGAAUGUGACAGUCAUUCAAGAGGUUGCUCCGGGUAUUAGCUUCUGUAAUCCAGGAGACACUAUCUUUGAAGCACUACCAGACAAUUAUACGCUGAACAUUUCCCCUCUAGUUUGUACCAACUCAUCUUGCGGUAGUGUCAAAAUUGAUCCAGUGAUCCUCUAUCCCUGGGUAGUGCAUUGGAGUAAUGUACCAUGUACAGCUACAGAGGACAUAGUUAACCAAGCAAUUAAUCAACACCAUGUUACAAUUGAGGAACAGUUUAAUACAACUAUUGAAGCUUGUAUGCCAGAGUGCUUCACAGGUGUCAACCUCUAUGUGUCUAUACCAGCUCACAAUGGUGUGCCUAAAUUGACUGUGGAUGAUGCGUAUGUGACGUUUAUUGGUUCUGAACUUUACCAUACCACACUCUUUAAAGGGGAUGCUCUGGCUACUGCUGAUAAUAUCACUGUAACUUCUGAUGGAUCCAUGGUGAGAUUUUUCUUCGGUCCUGAAGUUUUAGUGCCUAAGGACAAUAUUUUGAUUGCGGAUGAGCAAUGUUUUGAAAUUGGGCUUCUCUGGACGGUCGCAAACACCCCAGUCUUCCAUGGCGACACUUUUCACUACUCUGCAUACGUUGAGACAGAUUUUGGGAUUAGGACAAGCAUACAGAGAAAUACUCUGAAGGUGGUGGAGCCUGAUUUGAUAACAAUACCUUCAAUUCCUGGUAUCCAUGAUGCUGGAGACACUGUGACUUCAGUCAUCGUUGUGAAGCACUCUUCUGUGACUCCCCUCACAUGUGGUUUCAGACUCAAUCUGACAGUGACCUACCCAACUGAGUACUUGUACCUGAACGAUAGUGACAUUAACUCAACAGUACUCCUACUGAAUGGAGAAACUCGGCUUUACUCAGUUUCACUGGACGUAGCUGCUGGUACGGUGGUAUUUAGUACUGAUGAACUGCAAAUAAAUGACAAUCUCGAAGUAACUACCAUUUUCAAACUGACACAAAGUGUUGCUAAUAGCCAGCAGUAUACUAUAGACCAUGUACUUGACUGGCAUAACCUGCCAUAUGAAUUGCCGGCUGAGGGUAGGUACUACAACACCAGUGGGAAACAGAUUGUACAGAUUGCAAAAUCCCAGCUAUUUCUCUCUUACGACACAUCCAAUGAGAAUACGUUCAUGAGUGACAUUCGGCUACAGGAAUUUGUCUACCUCAACGUGACUGUCAUACCUCCAGAGGGUAUAUCACCUCUCACGAUAGAGUUGAGUCAUGUGAAUAUCUCUAGUGGCAACUACCCUUUCAAUAUCACCUAUGGAGAGGUGCUGAAAAUUGGUAGCCAUAUCACCAAUACCUCAGUUGCUCUUGGAGACAGCUCGUUUAGCUCUUUGGAUAUUUCUAUCACAGGAAUCUCGGCCAUCACUUUUGGUUUGGGAGAGAGUGUUGUCAAUGUCUAUGACAAUAUUGUGUCUGAAGAGGAUGAGAUUGUAUUGUACGUUGAGGGCUACAUGUCUAACAAUGGAAGUGGCCGUAGCAACCAAGAUGUCACUUUGAAGGGUCAGAUUGUUCAAGAACCCUUAACCAAUGAUGAUACCACACUUAGACUAGUUCACCCUCAACUGCAGGUGGACGGUUUGGCUCCACCAGGACCCUGGGAUGCUGGUGAUCUUCUAAAUCUCACUGUGUUUGUUCGUCACAUGGUACCAUCAGAUGCAUAUGCUGCUUAUGAUCUGAAGCUGACGGUGGAGCUAGACAGUGGUCCAUUACUCAAUGGCCUCACUCUCCUCAAUUCCUCCACUGUCAUUGGGGAAUCUUGCAAUGCAUCUCUCUCCAAGAUCAGCUCGUCGGAGCUGAUCAUCUCAAAGCUUCUGAAUGGUUGUACUGCAGAACUUCACUUGGAUACUAUACUCUCUGACUCUGAAGUGGCUACUAGCAAUAGCAUCUCCAUAGUGUUCAGACUGACUGAGUACUACGCUGUUCCAGUAACCCAAGCAAUACUGUUUAGACAAAACUACGGACCUCUUUCUGUACAUGUAGAUGAGUUGGAUUUGUUCAUGGUUCAGCAAGCACUGUCUGUCAGUUUCAUCAGUAGCUCACCAAGCUCAUCAAACCACACUAUCAAUGGAGGGGAAAUAAUAACAGUCAAUUUUGGAUUAGCUGUAACGGACUCACUGGCAUUUGAAAAUGUAACUCUUGCGUACAAUCUAAUACAUCCUGCAUUGAGAUUUGUUUCCGAAAACACGACAUCUUCUAAUCCUAACAUCACUGUCACCUCUCCAAUAACUUCUGGUGACGAUCAUCAUAGUUUUCUUCUCACAAGCUCUUUCACACCACUUGUAUCGGUUUCGUCCUUAGUCCAAGGUGAUAAUGUAACGGUGAACCUGCACUUCCAAGUGCAGCCGUAUGUGCUACCACAGUCAACCUUGUACGUAUCUCUCCAUGUAUUCUAUCAUCAUUCAGCAUUUCCAAGCUAUAGUCUGAAUCAGAGCAUCCAUCAGCUGAGAAAUUACACUGUCUCUGAAGUGACGGUUGGAAAUGUCACAAUCGAUCUGCCUUAUUACGAUUUUCAGAAUUAUGAACCAGACACGUUUCCGUCACAAAAAGGAGAUAUUUUCAUUGUAAAAAUCCCAAUCGUAUUGCCUUGCGUUUCAACUGAUCUCACACUAAACAUUUUGUUACCAGAGUUUUGGUCGGAUUUCUUCACUAGAUAUAAUGUUACUGUAACUAACGUGACUUUAGUGGCUCCUUCCAACUUAAUGUCAAUUCCUCAUCUUUGCGACUACACUGACCUAAAUGCAAGCAGAUGUGAUUUCGAUGAGCUCUCAGGAACUGGACCAGUAACACUAAUGACUUAUUUUCUUGAGCAGUGGGCAGUGGGGGAUGACAAUAUUACCGUAACAACUGGUCCACUCAUGUACAAUAUCACCACUGGCUCAAUUUGUGCUAGUACAAGUCCACCAAGUACCUGCAACUGUAUUGAUGAGGAAAUUCAGAUAUUUCUCACAGUGCUCGUUCUAACUGACAUGAUUUGUGAGAACCAGACUAUAUCAGACAAUAUCACGACCACUCUAAACCACACCGCAGACAUGACAACAUGGCUAUCACCGACACCUACCCACACAGAGCCGACAAUAAUUCAAUAUCAGGACGUGUUCUCGUUUCUACAUGCUGUCAAUGCGAGUACCCCGGCCAUUAGUCUUCCCAUAAGCUCUCAUAGAGGAGAUGCAGGUGACCCUUUCACAGUGACCUUUGGUGUUGGACAUAAUGGCGAGUAUUCAAAGUUCACGGCUUAUGAUUUGAACUAUACUUUCAGUAUUGAUACGCGGCUUGAUCCAGAGGAGAAGAUUACGAUAUGUUUCUUUGAUAUACGCACUGAUCCAAUUAUGUGUGAAGAAGUUCCAUUCGUUGAUUAUACCAUUGUGCGAGAAGGAUUCCAUGAAAUUUUCACACUCCACGUCCAUCGUGUUGAGCUCACGCUGAACGUGGCAGUCAUUCAAGAGGUUGCUCCGGGUAUCAGUUUCUGUAAUCCAGGAGACACUAUCUUUGAAGCACUACCAGACAAUUAUACGCUGAACAUUUCCCCUCUAGUUUGCACCAACUCAUCUUGUGGUAGUGUCAAGAUUGAUCCAGUGAUCCUCUAUCCCUGGGUAGUCCAUUGGAGUAAUGUACCAUGUACAGCUACAGAGGACAUAGUUAACCAAACAAUUAAUCAACACCAUGUUACAAUUGAGGAACAGUUUAAUACAACUAUUGAAGCUUGUAUGCCGGAGUGCUUCACAGGUGUCAACCUCUAUGUGUCUAUACCAACUCACAAUGGUGUGCCCAAAUUGACUGUGGAUGAUGCGUAUGUGACGUUCAUUGGUUCUGAACUUUACCAUACCACACUCUUUAAAGGGGAUGCUCUGGCUACUGCUGAGAAUAUUACUGUAACUUCUGAUGGAUCCAUGGUGAGAUUUUUCUUCGGUCCCGAAGUUUUAGUGCCUAAGGACAAUAUUUUGAUUGCGGAUGAGCAAUGUUUUGAGAUUGGGCUUCUCUGCACUGUCGUAAAUACCCCAGUCUUCCAUGGCGACACUUUUCACUACUCUGCAUACGUGGAGACAGAUUUUGGGAUUAGGACAAGCACACAGAGAAAUACUCUGAAGGUUGUGGAGCCUGAUUUGAUAACAAUUCCAUCUUCAAUUUCUGGUAUCCAUGAUGCUGGAGACACUGUGACUUCAGUCAUCGUUGUGAAGCACUCUUCUGUGACUCCCCUCACAUGUGGUUUCAGACUCAAUCUGACAGUGACCUACCCAACUGAGUACUUGUACCUGAACGAUAGUGACAUUAAUUCAACUGUACUCAUACUGAAUGGAGAAACUCGACUUUACUCAGUUUCACUGGACGUAGCUGCUGGUAUGGUGGUAUUUAGUACUGAUGAACUGCAAACAAAUGACAAUCUCGAAGUAACUACCAUUUUCAAACUGACACAAAGUAUUGUUAAUAGCCAGAAGUAUACUAUAGACCAUGUACUUGACUGGCAUAACCUGCCAUAUGAAUUGCCGGCUGAGGGUAGGUACUACAACACCAGUGGGAAACAGAUUGUACAGAUUGCAAAAUCCCAGCUAUUUCUCUCUUACGACACCUCCAAUGAGGACUCAUUGACGAGUGACAUACAGCUACAGGAAUUUAUCUACCUCAACGUGACUGUCAUACCUCCAGAGGGUAUAUCACCUCUCACGAUAGAGUUGAGCCAUGUGAAUAUCUCUAGUGGCAACUACCCUUUCAAUAUCACCUAUGGAGAGGUGCUGCACAUUGGUAGCCAUAUCACCAAUACCUCAGUUGCUCUUGGAGACAGCUUGCUUAGCUCUUUGGAUAUUUCUAUCACAGGAAUCUCGGCCAUCACUUUCAGUUUGGGAGAGAGUGUUGUCAAUGUCUAUGACAACAUUGUGUCUGAAGAGGAUGAGAUUUUAUUGUACGUUGAGGGCUACAUGUCUAUCUAUGGAAGUGGCCGUAGCAACCAAGAUGUCACUUUGAAGGGUCAGAUUGUUCAAGAACCCUUAACCAAUGAUGAUACCACACUGAGACUAGUUCACCCUCAACUGCAGGUGGACGGUUUGGUUGCUCCGCCAGGACCCUGGGAUGCUGGUGAUCUUCUAAAUCUCACUGUGUUUGUUCGUCACAUGGUACCAUCAGAUGCAUAUGCUGCUUAUGAUCUGAAACUGACAGUGGAGCUAGACAGUGGUCCAUUACUCAAUGGCCUCACUCUCCUCAAUUCCUCUACUGUCAUUGGGGAAUCUUGCAAUGCAUCUCUCUCCAAGAUCAGCUUGUCGGAGCUGAUCAUCUCAAAGCUUCUGAAUGGUUGUACUGCAGAACUUCACUUGGAUACUAUACUCUCUGACUCUGAAGUGGCUACUAGCAAUAGCAUCUCCAUAGUGUUCAGACUGACUGAGUACUACGCUGUUCCAGUAACCCGAGCAAUACUGUUUAGACAAAACUACGGACCUCUUUCUGUACAUGUAGAUGAGUUGGAUUUGUUCAUGGUUCAGCAAGCACUGUCUGUAAGUUUCAUCAGUAGCUCACCAAGCUCAUCAAACCACACUAUCAAUGGAGGGGAAAUAAUAACAGUCAAUUUGGGUUUAGCUGUAACGGACUCACUGGCAUUUGAAAAUGUAACUCUUGCGUACAAUCUAAUACAUCCUGCAUUGAGAUUUGUUUCCGAAAACACGACAUCUUCUAAUCCUAACACCACUGUCACCUCUCCAAUAACUUCUGGUGACGAUCAUCAUAGUUUUCUUCUCACAAGCUCUUUCACACCACUUGUAUCGGUUUCGUCCUUAGUCCAAGGUGAUAAUGUAACGGUGAACCUGCACUUCCAAGUGCAGCCGUAUGUGCUACCACAGUCAACCUUGUACGUAUCUCUCCAUGUAUUCUAUCAUCAUUCAGCAUUUCCAAGCUAUAGUCUGAAUCAGAGCAUCCAUCAGCUGAGAAAUUACACUGUCUCUGAAGUGACGGUUGGAAAUGUCACAAUCGAUCUGCCUUAUUACGAUUUUCAGAAUUAUGAACCAGACACGUUUCCGUCACAAAAAGGAGAUAUUUUCAUUGUAAAAAUACCAAUCGUAUUGCCUUGUGUUUCAACUGAUCUCACACUAAACAUUUUGUUACCAGAGUUUUGGUCGGAUUUCUUCACUAGAUAUAAUGUUACUGUAACUAACGUGACAUUAGUGGCUCCUUCCAACUUAAUGUCAAUUCCUCAUCUUUGCGACUACACUGACCUAAAUGCAAGCAGAUGUGAUUUCGAUGAGCUCUCAGGAACUGGACCAGUAACACUGAUGACUUAUUUUCUUGAGCAGUGGGCAGUGGGGGAUGACAAUAUUACCGUAACAACUGGUCCACUCAUGUACAAUAUCACCACUGGCUCAAUUUGUGCUAGUACAAGUCCACCAAGUACCUGCAACUGUAUUGAUGAGGAAAUUCAGAUAUUUCUCACAGUGCUCGUUCUAACUGACAUGAUUUGUGAGAACCAGACUAUAUCAGACAAUAUCACGACCACUCUAAAUCACACCGCAGACAUGACAACAUGGCUAUCACCGACACCUACCCACACAGAGCCGACAAUAAUUCAAUAUCAGGACGUUUUCUCGUUUCUACAUGCUGUCAAUGCGAGUACCCCGGCCAUUAGUCUUCCCAUAAGCUCUCAUAGAGGAGAUGCAGGUGACCCUUUCACAGUAACCUUUGGUGUUGGACAUAAUGGCGAGUAUUCAAAGUUCACGGCUUAUGAUUUGAACUAUACUUUCAGUAUUGAUACGCGGCUUGAUCCAGAGGAGAAGAUUACGAUAUGCUUCUUUGAUGUGCGCACUGAUCCAAUUAUGUGUGAACAAGUUCCAUUCGUUGAUUAUACCAUUGUGCGAGAAGGAUUCCAUGAAAUUUUCACACUCCACGUCCAUCGUGUUGAGCUCACGCUGAACGUGGCAGUCAUUCAAGAGGUUGCUCCGGGUAUCAGUUUCUGUAAUCCAGGAGACACUAUCUUUGAAGCACUACCAGACAAUUAUACGCUGAACAUUUCCCCUCUAGUUUGCACCAACUCAUCUUGUGGUAGUGUCAAGAUUGAUCCAGUGAUCCUCUAUCCCUGGGUAGUGCAUUGGAGUAAUGUACCAUGUACAGCUACAGAGGACAUAGUUAACCAAACAAUUAAUCAACACCAUGUUACAAUUGAGGAACAGUUUAAUACAACUAUUGAAGCUUGUAUGCCGGAGUGCUUCACAGGUGUCAACCUCUAUGUGUCUAUACCAACUCACAAUGGUGUGCCCAAAUUGACUGUGGAUGAUGCGUAUGUGACGUUUAUUGGUUCUGAACUUUACCAUACCACACUCUUUAAAGGGGAUGCUCUGGCUACUGCUGAGAAUAUCACUGUAACUUCUGAUGGAUCCAUGGUGAGAUUUUUCUUCGGUCCCGAAGUUUUAGUACCUAAGGACAAUAUUUUGAUUGCGGAUGAGCAAUGUUUUGAGAUUGGGCUUCUCUGCACUGUCGUAAACACCCCAGUCUUCCAUGGCGACACUUUUCACUACUCUGCAUACGUGGAGACAGAUUUUGGGAUUAGGACAAGCACACGGAGAAAUACUCUGAAGGUGGUGGAGCCUGAUUUGAUAACAAUUCCAUCUUCAAUUCCUGGUAUCCAUGAUGCUGGAGACAUUGUGACUUCAGUCAUGGUUGUGAAGCACUCUUCUGUGACUCCCCUCACAUGUGGUUUCAGACUCAAUCUGACAGUGACCUACCCAACUGAGUACUUGUACCUGAACGAUAGUGACAUUAACUCAACUGUACUCAUACUGAAUGGAGAAACUCGACUUUACUCAGUUUCACUGGACGUAGCUGCUGGUACGGUGGUAUUUAGUACUGAUGAACUGCAAACAAACGACAAUCUCGAAGUAACUACCAUUUUCAAACUGACACAAAGUGUUGCUAAUAGCCACCAGUAUACUAUAGACCAUGUACUUGACUGGCAUAACCUGCCAUAUGAACUGCCGGCUGCUGGUAGGUACUACAACACCAGUGGGAAACAGAUUGUACAGAUUGCAAAAUCCCAGCUAUUUCUCUCUUACGACACAUCCAAUAAGGACACGUUGACGAGUGACAUACAGCUACAGGAAUUUAUCUACCUCAACGUGACUGUCAUACCUCCAGAGGGUAUAUCACCUCUCACGAUAGAGUUGAGCCAUGUGAAUAUCUCUAGUGGCAACUACCCUUUCAAUAUCACCUAUGGAGAGGUGCUGCACAUUGGUAGCCAUAUCACCAAUACCUCAGUUGCUCUUGGAGAUAGCUUGCUUAGCUCUUUGGAUAUUUCUAUCACAGGAAUCUCGGCCAUCACUUUCAGUUUGGGAGACGGUGUUGUCAAUGUCUAUGACAACAUUGUGUCUGAAGAGGAUGAGAUUUUGUUGUACGUUGAGGGCUACAUGUCUAUCGAUGGAAGUGGCCGUAGCAACCAAGAUGUCACUUUGAAGGGUCAGAUUGUUCAAGAACCCUUAACCAAUGAUGAUACCACACUGAGACUAGUUCACCCUCAACUGCAGGUGGAUGGUUUGGUUGCUCCGCCAGGACCCUGGGAUGCUGGUGAUCUUCUAAAUCUCACUGUGUUUGUUCGUCACAUGGUACCAUCAGAUGCAUAUGCUGCUUAUUAUCUGAAACUGACAGUGGAGCUAGACAGUGGUCCAUUACUCAAUGGCCUCACUCUCCUCAAUUCCUCCACUGUCAUUGGGGAAUCUUGCAAUGCAUCUCUCUCCAAGAUCAGCUCGUCGGAGCUGAUCAUCUCAAAGCUUCUGAAUGGUUGUACUGCAGAACUUCAGUUGGAUACUAUACUCUCUGACUCUGAAGUGGCUACUAGCAAUAGCAUCUCCGUCGUAUUCACUCUGACUGAGUACUACGCUGUUCCAGUAACCCAAGCAAUACUGUUUAGACAAAACUACGGACCUCUUUCUGUACAUGUAGAUGAGUUGGAUUUGUUCAUUGUUCAGCAAGCACUGUCUGUAAGUUUCAUCAGUAGCUCACCAAGCUCAUCAAACCACACUAUCAAUGGAGGGGAAAUAAUAACAGUCAAUUUGGGUUUAGCUGUAACGGACUCACUGGCAUUUGAAAAUGUAACUCUUGCGUACAAUCUAAUACAUCCUGCAUUGAGAUUUGUUUCCGAAAACACGACAUCUUCUAAUCCUAACACCACUGUCACCUCUCCAAUAACUUCUGGUGACGAUCAUCAUAGUCUUCUUCUCACAAACUCUUUCACACCACUUGUAUUGGUUUCGUCCUUGGUCCAAGGUGAUGAUGUAACGGUGAACCUGCACUUCCAAGUGCAGCCGUAUGUGCUACCACAGUCAACCUUGUACGUAUCUCUCCAUGUAUUCUAUCAUCAUUCAGCAUUUCCAAGCUAUAAUCUGAAUCAGAGCAUCCAUCAGUUGAGAAAUUACACUGUCUCUGAAGUGACGGUUGGAAACGUCACAAUCGAUCUGCCUUAUUACGAUUUUCAGAAUUAUGAACCAGACACGUUUCCGUCACAGGAAGGAGAUAUUUUCAUUGUAAAAAUCCCAAUCGUAUUGCCUUGUGUUUCAACUGAUCUCACGCUAAACAUUUUGUUACCAGAGUUUUGGUCGGAUUUCUUCACUAGAUAUAAUGUUACUGUAACUAACGUGACUUUAGUGGCUCCUUCCAACUUAAUGUCAAUUCCUCAUCUUUGCGACUACACUGACCUAAAUGCAAGCAGGUGUGAUUUCGAUGAGCUCUCAGGAACUGGACCAGUAACACUGAUGACUUAUUUUCUUGAGCAGUGGGCAGUGGGGGAUGACAAUAUUACCGUAACAACUGGUCCACUCAUGUACAAUAUCACCACUGGCUCAAUUUGUGCUGGUACAAGUCCACCAAGUACCUGCAACUGUAUUGAUGAGGAAAUUCAGAUAUUUCUCACAGUGCUCGUUCUAACUGACAUGAUUUGUGAGAACCAGACUAUAUCAGACAAUAUCACGACCACUCUAAAUCACACCGCAGACAUGACAACAUGGCUAUCACCGACACCUACCCACACAGAGCCGACAAUAAUUCAAUACCAGGACGUUUUCUCGUUUCUACAUGCUGUCAAUGCGAGUACCCCAGCCAUUAGUCUUCCCAUAAGCUCUCAUAGAGGAGAUGCAGGUGACCCGUUCACAGUAACCUUUGGUGUUGGACAUAAUGGCGAGUAUUCAAAGUUCAUGGCCUACGAUUUGAACUAUACUUUCAGUAUUGAUACGCGGCUUGAUCCAGAGGAGAAGAUUUUGAUAUGCUUCUUUGAUGUGCGCACUGAUCCAAUUAUGUGUGAAGAAGUUCCAUUCGUUGAUUAUACCAUUGUGCGAGAAGGAUUCCAUGAAAUUUUUACUCUCCACGUCCAUCGUGUUGAGCUCACACUGAAUGUGACAGUCAUUCAAGAGGUUGCUCCGGGUAUUAGCUUCUGUAAUCCAGGAGACACUAUCUUUGAAGCACUACCAGACAAUUAUACGCUGAACAUUUCCCCUCUAGUUUGCACCAACUCAUCUUGUGGUAGUGUCAAGAUUGAUCCAGUGAUCCUCUAUCCCUGGGUAGUGCAUUGGAGUAAUGUACCAUGUACAGCUACAGAGGACAUAGUUAACCAAACAAUUAAUCAACACCAUGUUACAAUUGAGGAACAAUUUAAUACAACUAUUGAAGCUUGUAUGCCGGAGUGCUUCACAGGUGUCAACCUCUAUGUGUCUAUACCAACUCACAAUGGUGUGCCCAAAUUGACUGUGGAUGAUGCGUAUGUGACGUUUAUUGGUUCUGAACUUUACCAUACCACACUCUUUAAAGGGGAUGCUCUGGCUACUGCUGAUAAUAUCACUGUAAGUCCUGAUGGAUCCAUGGUGAGGUUUUUCUUCGGUCCCGAAGUUUUAGUGCCUAAGGACAAUAUUUUGAUUGCGGAUGAGCAAUGUUUUGAGAUUGGGCUUCUCUGCACUGUCGUAAACACCCCAGUCUUCCAUGGCGAUACUUUUCACUACUCUGCAUACGUGGAGACAGAUUUUGGGAUUAGGACAAGCACACGGAGAAAUACUCUGAAGGUGGUGGAGCCUGAUUUGAUAACAAUUCCAUCUUCAAUUCCUGGUAUCCAUGAUGCUGGAGACACUGUGACUUCAGUUAUUGUUGUGGAGCACUCUUCUCUGACUCCCCUCACAUGUGGUUUCAGACUCAAUCUGACAGUGACCUACCCAACUGAGUACUUGUACUUGAACGAUAGUGACAUUAACUCAACAGUACUCAUACUGAAUGGAGAAACUCGGCUUUACUCAGUUUCACUGGAUGUAGCUGCUGGUACGGUGGUAUUUAGUACUGAUGAACUGCAAACAAAGGACAAUCUCGAAGUAACUACCAUUUUCAAACUUGCACAAAGUGUUGCUAAUAGCCAGCAGUAUACUAUAGACCAUGUACUUGACUGGCAUAACCUGCCAUAUGAACUGCCGGCUGAGGGUAGGUACUACAACACCAGUGGGAAACAGAUUGUACAGAUUGCAAAAUCCCAGCUCUUUCUCUCUUACGACACAUCCAAUGAGGACACGUUAACGAGUGACAUACAGCUACAGGAAUUUAUCUAUCUCAACGUGACUGUCAUACCACCAGAGGGUAUAUCACCUCUCACGGUAGAGUUGAGUCAUGUGAUUCUCUCUAGUGGCAACUACCCUUUCAAUAUCACCAAUGGAGAGGUGCUGCACAUUGGUAGCCAUAUCACCAAUACCUCAGUUGCUCUUGGAGACAGCUUGCUUAGCUCUUUGGAUAUUUCUAUCACAGGAAUCUCGGUCAUCACCUUCAGUUUGGGAGAGAGUGUUGUCAAUGUCUAUGACAACAUUGUAUCUGAAGAGGAUGAGAUUUUAUUGUACGUUGAGGGCUAUAUGUCUAACGAUGGAAGUGGCCGUAGCAACCAAGAUGUCACCUUGAAGGGUCAGAUUGUUCAAGAACCCUUAACCAAUGAUGAUGCCAUACUGAGACUAGUUCACCCUCAACUGCAGGUGGAUGGUUUGGUUGCUCCGCCUGAAUCCUGGGAUGCUGGUGACGUUCUAAAUCUCUCUGUGAUUGUUCGUCACAUGGUACCAUCAGAUGCAUAUGCUGCUUAUGAUCUGAAGCUGACGGUGGAGCUAGACAGUGGUCCGUUACUCAAUGGCCUCACUCUCCUCAAUUCCUCCACUGUCAUUGGGGAAUCUUGCAAUGCAUCUCUCUCCAAGAUCAGCUCGUCGGAGCUGAUCAUCUCAAAGCUUCUGAAUGGUUGUACAGCAGAACUUCACUUGGAUACUAUACUCUCUGACUCUGAAGUGGUUGCUGGCAAUACUAUUUCCAUAGUGUUCAGACUGACUGAGUACUACGCUGUUCCAGUAACCCAAGCAAUACUGUUUAGACAAAACUACGGACCUCUUUCUGUACUUGUAGAUGAGUUGGAAGUGAUCAUUGUUCAGCCAAACAUCAGUUUAUUAACUGAAGCACUGUCUGUCAGUUUCAUCAGUAGCUCACCAAGCUCACAAAACCACACUAUCAAUGGAGGGGAAAUAAUAACAGUCAAUUUGGGAUUAGCUGUAACAGACUUAAUGGCAUUUGAACGUGUAACUCUUGCGUACAAUCUAAUACAUCCUGCAUUGAGAUUUGUUUCCGAAAACACGACAUCUUCUAAUCCUGACAUCACUGUCACCUCUCCAAUAACUAUUGGUGACGAUCAUCAUAGUCUUCUCACAAGCUCUUUCACACCACUUGUAUUGGUUUCGUCCUUGGUCCAAGGUGAUGAUGUAACGGUGAACCUGCACUUCCAAGUGCAGCCGUAUGUGCUACCACAGUCAACCUUGUACGUAUCUCUCCAUGUAUUCUAUCAUCAUUCAACAUUUCCAAGCUAUAGUCUGAAUCAGAGCAUCCAUCAGCUGAGAAAUUACACUGUCUCUGAAGUGACGGUCGGAAAUAUCACAAUCGAUCUGCCUUAUUACGACCCUCAGAACUAUGAACCAGACACGUUUCCGUCACAGGAAGGAGAUAUUUUCACUGUAAAAAUUCCAAUCUUUUUACCUUGUGUUUCAACUGAUCUCACGCUAAACAUUUUGUUACCAGAGUUUUGGUCGGAUUUCUUCACUAGAUAUAAUGUUACUGUAACUAACGUGACUUUAGUGGCUCCUUCCAACUUAAUGUCAAUUCCUCAUCUUUGCGACUACACAGACCUUGAUGCAAGCCUGUGUGAUUUUGAUGAGCUCUCAGGAACUGGACCAGUAACACUGAUGACUUAUUUUCUUGAGCAGUGGGCAGUGGGGGAUGACAAUAUUACCGUAACAACUGGUCCACUCAUGUACAAUAUCACCACUGGCUCAAUUUGUGCUGGUACAAGUCCACCAAGUACCUGCAACUGCAUUGAUGAGGAAAUUCAGAUAUUUCUCACAGUGCUCGUUCUAACUGACAUGAUUUGUGAGAACCAGACUAUAUCAGACAAUAUCACGACCACUCUAAACCACACCGCAGACAUGACAACAUGGCUAUCACCGACUCCUACCCACACAGAGCCGACAAUAAUUCAAUAUCAGGACGUGUUCUCGUUUCUACAUGCUGUCAAUGCGAGUACCCCGGCCAUUAGUCUUCCCAUAAGCUCUCAUAGAGGAGAUGCAGGUGACCCUUUCACAGUAACCUUUGGUGUUGGACAUAAUGGCGAGUAUUCAAAGUUCACGGCUUAUGAUUUGAACUAUACUUUCAGUAUUGAUACGAGGCUUGACCCAGAGGAGAACAUUUCAAUAUGCUUCUUUGAUAUACGCACUGAUCCAAUUAUGUGUGAAGAAGUUCCAUUCGUUGAUUAUACCAUUGUCCGAGAAGGAUUCCAUGAAAUUUUCACUCUCCACGUCCAUCAUGUUGAGCUCACGCUGAACGUGACAGUUAUUCAAGAGGUUGCUCCGGGUAUCAGCUUCUGUAAUCCAGGAGACACUAUCUUUGAAGCACUACCAGACAAUUAUACGCUGAACAUUUCCCCUCUAGUUUGCACCAACUCAUCUUGUGGUAGUGUCAAGAUUGACCCAGUGAUCCUCUAUCCCUGGGUAGUCCAUUGGAGUAAUGUACCAUGUACAGCUACAGAGGACAUAGUUAACCAAACAAUUAAUCAACACCAUGUUACAAUUGAGGAACAGUUUAAUACAACUAUUGAAGCUUGUAUGCCGGAGUGCUUCACAGGUGUCAACCUCUAUGUGUCUAUACCAACUCACAAUGGUGUGCCCAAAUUGACUGUGGAUGAUGCGUAUGUGACGUUUAUUGGUUCUGAACUUUACCAUACCACACUCUUUAAAGGGGAUGCUCUGGCUACUGCUGAUAAUAUCACUGUAAGUCCUGAUGGAUCCAUGGUGAGGUUUUUCUUCGGUCCUGAAGUUUUAGUGCCUAAGGACAAUAUUUUGAUUGCCGAUGAACAAUGUUUUGAAAUUGGGCUUCUCUGCACUGUCGCAAACACCCCAGUCUUCCAUAGCGAUACUUUUCACUACUCUGCAUACGUGGAGACAGAUUUUGGAAUUAGGACAAGCACACAGAGAAAUACUCUGAAGGUGGUGGAGCCUGAUUUGAUAACAAUUCCAUCUUCAAUUCCUGGUAUCCAUGAUGCUGGAGACACUGUGACUUCAGUCAUCGUUGUGGAGCACUCUUCUGUGACUCCCCUCACAUGUGGUUUCAGACUCAAUCUGACAGUGACCUACCCAACUGACUACUUGUACGUGAACGAUAGUGACAUUAACUCAACUGUACUCAUACUGAAUGGAGAAACUCGGCUUUACUCAGUUUCAUUGGAUGUAUCUGCUGGUACGGUGGUAUUUAGUACUGAUGAACUGCAAACAAAUGACAAUCUUGAAGUAACUACCAUUUUCAAACUGACACAAAGUGUUGUUAAUAGCCAGAAGUAUACUAUAGACCAUGUACUUGACUGGCAUAACCUGCCAUAUGAACUGCCGGCUGAGGGUAGGUACUACAACACCAGUGGGAAACAGGUUGUACAGGUUGCAAAAUCCCAGCUCUUUCUCUCUUACGACACCUCCAAUGAGGACACAUUGACGAGUGACAUACAGCUACAGGAAUUUAUCUACCUAAACGUGACUGUCAUACCUCCAGAGGGUGUAUCACCUCUCACGGUAGAGUUGAGUCAUGUGAAUAUCUCUAGUGGCAACUACCCUUUCAAUAUCACCUAUGGAGAAGUGCUGAAAAUUGGUAGCCAUAUCACCAAUACCUCAGUUGCUCUUGGAGACAACUUGCUGAGCUCUUUAGAUAUAUCUAUCAUGGGAAUCUCGGCCAUCACCUUCAGUUUGGGAGAGAGUGUUGUUAAUGUCUAUGACAAUAUUGUGUCUGAAGAGGAUGAGAUUGUAUUGUACGUUGAGGGCUACAUGUCUAACGAUGGAAGUGGCCGUAGCGACCAAGAUGUCACCUUGAGGGGUCAGAUUGUUCAAGAACCCUUAACCAAUGAAGAUACCACACUGAGACUAGUUCACCCUCAACUGAAGGUGGACGGUUUUGCUGCUCCGCCAGGACCCUGGGAUGCUGGUGACCUUCUAAAUCUCAUUGUGUUUGUUCGUCACAUGGUACCAUCAGAUGCAUAUGCUGCUUAUGAUCUGAAGCUGACGGUGGAGCUAGACAGUGGUCCAUUACUCAAUGGCCUCACUCUCCUCCAAUCCUCUACUGUCAUUGGGGAAUCUUGCAAUGCAUCUCUCUCCAUGAUUAGCCCUUCGGAGCUGAUCAUCUCAAAGCUUCUGAUUAAUUGCACUGCAGAACUUCACUUGGAUACUAUACUCUCUGACUCUGAAGUGGUUGCUGGCAAUACUAUUUCCAUAGUGUUCAGACUGACUGAGUACUACGCUGUUUCAGUAACCCAAGCAAUACUGUUUAGACAAAACUACGGACCUCUUUCUGUUGAGCAAUCUGAGCCUUCCAAGACCCCCUCCCAAGUGUUCGAGUCGAAUGUCUCUCAUCCUCUCAACUACGUUUCCCCAUUCCAAACCAUUGAGUUCACACUCACUCUAACUGUGCCUGAAGGAGAGACUCAAGAUGUCUCCAUUUCCUUUAAUACCACCAUCACUCCACCAGGCGAUCCCAAUGGUGUCAACUUUACACUAACACUGCAGAGUAUAGUCAUACAUCCCACAGCAAGCCAGACUACACUACCAUUCUUGGGAGAUAUAUUCAACCCAUUUGACAAUCUUGCCUCAGUCGAUGACACUGUUGUAUUAGUGCUCACACUGGAUGUGCCAAGUGGCUCAAGUAUUCCCUUCACAAUAUUUGCCAUGACUAUGUACAACACUUCCUCUGGAGAGAUGCAACUGGUAGAUGAGUUAGAUUUUUUCAUUGUCCUACCUGACAUUAAUGUGACAACUGAAGCACUCUCCGUAAGAUUAUCCAGGAUAGUGAACACAGAAUUGAUCAACUUUGACCUUUGGAUAGAGCGUGUGGAUAGUACCUUUCCUGACUAUGACAUAAUUAUUGAAGUUUCUCUGGAGCUGCCAUCUGAAACGAUUCUGAAUUCGACGCUUGACAAUCUGUCUGUUAGUGUGAAGAGUGUUGCAGGAAGUGAGGUUUCUGUGCUGCUUAAUCGUUCUGUGCUUAGCUAUGUCAACAGUACCAGCAUGCAACUGCUCCACUUUGAAGGACACUUCUUACCGAAUGUUCCUGAUGGACAAGUGAUAAAACUGAAUGGAUCAGUUAUGUUCGUUGUGGAUCCUUACACAUUCACUGACUAUGUAGAGUAUUUCACAUUCCCUGAUUUGUACUUCAUAAGACCCACGAUUGAAGCAGAAAGUUUGACAUUCAACUCAUUUAACGAAGGUUCCGAAGUAGUGAUUUGGGAGCUGAUACUGAUAAACAAUGCUGGGUCACCGUUUGAUCUUACAGUAGACAUUGAUGUAGACACAGAUGUACUUCAUCUUUUGUUUGUGGAUGUUCAAAGUGUAGGGGAAGGUCUGGACUUUGUUGCACCAGUUCUCAUGGCUAACACAACUUUCCAAGCUCAAGUGGUGUUCCAAAAUCUCUCCUCAGUGCUAAAUGGCAGUAAUAGGGUCUGCACAGAGUGCCCAUCAGAAAUUAUCAUGUUAAUCCAUACAGUACUCAUCAACGAAGUUGGUGAUCGUAGUUCACUUGUGAAUGCAACUGGCCGCUAUGCUGGUCAGACAGUUGAGGCAGAGUCGAUGAAUACAGGCAUUAAGACAAGCUACAGUACAAACAAUCCAGACACCAGGCAUGGUUUUCUCCAGGUUGGGGAAACAAUGACUGUGAACAUUACAAUAACACAACCAGAAAAUGUCUUGUCCAACCUGACUUUGAACCUGACCAUGACCCAAACUCUACCUCUGGACUACCCAAUGAUUGUGUCCACAGUGACGAUAGUGCACAUUGGUACUAAAAUCGAAAACACAGUGCUGGCUGUGGGUGACUCUGAAUCAUCACCACACAUUACCCUAGUCUCAAAUAAUGCUGUGACUGUUUAUCUGGGAGAGGUGCUCAAUAGAGGGGAUGGGAUGAGAAAUGAAGAUGAUCAGGUGGUGGUCAGCAUCACUGCCUUUGCUCAGACCAUAGGCAACGAUCUGCGUAACCAAAUUGUCACUCUGCACUGCUUCCUUGAAGAGGAGCCAUUCGUCCAGGAUAGUACAAUACUACAACUCAUACAUCCACAACUUGAUUUAACCCUGGCCGAUGUAGGCCCCUCUAGUCCAUCGGACGAAGGGGACUUAAUCACCUUCAAACUUGAAUUACAUCAUCAGGUUGCAUUCCCCAGUGCCUCGGCUUAUGAUCUUCAGUUCUCUAUAACAACAGAUCAUGGAGCACUGACAAGCCUCGUUAUAGACUCAGCAAUCACUACCGGCUCCUCUUGUCUCAUUGAGUCACUGUCAUGCUCUGUGAUCAUUACAUCUAUGUUCAAUUGUAGCUCUCUUCCUACUGACUGUGCUGCAAGUGUUGUUAUGUCAGGAGAGCUUCCAAUGGGUGUGGUGGCUGGAAAUAACAUUACCAUUGAAACUACCUUACAGUACGACAGUAACCCGUUCUCAGCUCCUCACACUGGUGUGAUGUACACACCUCUCGACGCCCAUUUCAUUGAGAGUGUCAAAGUGCCGACACAAGUGUUCGAGUCGAAUGUCUCUCAUCCUCUCAACUACGUUGCCCCAUUCCAAACCAUUGAGUUCACACUCACUCUAACUGUGCCUGAAGGAGAGACUCAAGAUGUCUCCAUUUCCUUUAAUACCACCAUCACUCCACCAGGAAACCUCACACUAACACUGCAGAGCAUAGUCAUACAUCCCACAGCAAGCCAGACUACACUCCCAUUCUUGGGAGAUAUAUUCAACCCAUUUGACAACAUUGCCUCAAUUAAUGACACUGUUGUAUUAGUGCUCACACUGGAUGUGCCAAGUGGCUCAAAUAUUCCCUUCACAAUAUUUGCCGUGACAAUGUACAACACUUCCUCUGGAGAGAUGCAACUGAUAAAUGAGUUGAAUUUUUUCAUUGUCCAACCUGACAUCAGUGUGACAACUGAAGCACUCUCUGUAAGAUUAUCCAGGAUAGUGAACACGGAAGUGAUCAACUUUGACCUUUGGAUAGAGCGUGUGGAUAGUACCUUUCCUGACUAUGAUAUCACUAUUGACGUUUCUCUGGAGCUGCCACCUGAAACGAUUCUGAAUUCGACGCUUGACAAUCUGUCUGUUAGUAUGAAGAGUGUUGCAGGAAGUGAGGUUUCUGUGCUGCUUAAUCGUUCUGUGCUUAGCUAUGUCAACAGUACCAGCAUGCAACUGCUCCACUUUGAAGGACACUUCUUACCGAGUGUUACUGAUGGACACGUGAUAAAACUGAAUGGAUCAGUUACGUUCAUUGUGGAUCCUUACACAUUCACAGACUAUGUAGAGUAUUUCACAUUCCCUGAUUUGUACUUCAUAAGACCCACGAUUGAAGCAGAAAGUUUGACAUUCAACUCAUUUAACGAAGGUUCUGAAGUAGUGAUUUGGGAGCUGACACUGACAAACAUUGCUGGUUCACCAUUUGAUCUUACAGUAGACAUUUAUGUAGACACAGAUGUACUUCAUCUUUUGUUUGUGGAUGUUCAAAGUGUAGGGGGAGGUCUUGACUUUGUUGCACCAGUUCUCAUGGAUAACACAACUUUCCAAGCUCAAUUGGUGUUCCAGAAUCUCACCUCAGUGCUGAGUGGCGAUAGUGGGGUCUGCUCAGCGUGCUCAAGAGAGAUUGUCAUGUUAAUCCAUACAGUACUCAUCAAUGAAGUUGGUGAUCGUAGUUCACUUGUGAAUGCAACUGGUCGCUAUGCUAGUCAGACAGUUAUGGCAGAGUCAAGGAAUACAGGCAUUGAGACAAGCUACAGUACAAAUAAUCCAGACACAAGGCAUGGUUUUUUCCAAGUUGGGGAAACAGGGACUGUGAACAUUACAAUCACACAACCAGAAAAUAUCUUGUCCAACCUGACUUUGAACCUGACCAUGACCCAAACCCUACCUCUGGACUACCCAAUGAUUGUGUCCACAGUGACGGUAGUACACAUUGGUACUAAUAUCGAAAACACAGUGCUGGCUGUGGGUGACUCUGAAUCAUCACCACACAUUACUCUAGUCUCAAAUAAUGCUAUAACUGUUUAUCUGGGAGAGGUGCUCAACAUAGGGGAUGGGAUGAUGAAUGAAGAUGAUCAGGUGGUGGUCAGCAUCACUGCCUUUGCUCAGACCACAGGCAACGAUCUGCGUAGCCAAAUUGUCACGCUGUACAGCUUCCUUGAAGAGGAGCCAUUCGUUCAGGAUAGUACAAUACUGCAGCUCAUACAUCCACAAGUUCAGUUAUCCCUAGCCGAUUUAGGCCCCCCUGGUUCAUCGGAUGAAGGAGACUUAAUCACCUUCAAACUUCAAUUACAUCAUCAGGUUGCAUUCCCCAGUGCCUCGGCUUACAAUCUUCAGUUCUCUAUAACUACUGAUCAUGGAGCACUGACAAGCCUCGUUAUAGACUCAGCAAUCACUACUGGCUCCUCUUGUCUCAUUGGGUCACUGUCAUGCUCUGCGAUCAAUACAUCUAUGUUCAGUUGUAGCUCUCUUCCUACCGACUGUGCUGCAAGUGUUGUUAUGUCAGCAGAGCUUCCAAUGGGUGUGGUGGCUGGAAAUAACAUUACCAUUGAAACUACCUUACAGUACGACAGUAACCCUUUCUCAGCUCCUCACACUGGUGUGAUGUACACACCUCUUGAUGCCCAUUUCAUUGAGAGUGUCAAAGUGCCGACACAAGUGUUCGAGUCGAAUGUCUCUCAUCCUCUCAUUGCCCUGUUUCAAACCAUUGAGUUCACACUUACUCUAACUGUGCCUGAAGGAGAGACUCAAGAUGUCUCCAUUUCCUUUAAUACCACCAUCACUCCACCAGGCGAUCCCAAUGGUGUCAACUUGACACUAACACUGCAGAGUAUAGUCAUACAUCCCACAGCAAGCCAGACUACACUACCAUUCUUGGGAAAUAUAUUCAACCCAUUUGACAACAUUGCCUCAGUCAAUGACACUGUUGUAUUAGUGCUCACACUGGAUGUGCCAAGUGGCUUAAGUAUUCCCUUCACGAUAUUUGCUGUGACAACGUAUAACACUUCCUCUGGAGAGAUGCAACUUGUAAAUGAGUUGGAAUUUUUCAUUGUCCAACCUGACAUCAGUGUGACAACUGAAGCACUCUCUGUAAGAUUAUCCAGGAUAGUAAACACGGAAGUGAUCAACUUUGACCUUUGGAUAGAGCGUGUGGAUAGUACCUUUCCUGACUAUGAUAUCACUAUUGACGUUUCUCUGGAGCUGCCACCUGAAACGAUUCUGAAUUCGACGCUUGACAAUCUGUCUGUUAGUAUGAAGAGUGUUGCAGGAAGUGAGGUUUCUGUGCUGCUUAAUCGUUCUGUGCUUAGCUAUGUCAACAGUACCAGCAUGCAACUGCUCCACUUUGAAGGACACUUCUUACCGAGUGUUACUGAUGGACACGUGAUAAAACUGAAUGGAUCAGUUACGUUCAUUGUGGAUCCUUACACAUUCACAGACUAUGUAGAGUAUUUCACAUUCCCUGAUUUGUACUUCAUAAGACCCACGAUUGAAGCAGAAAGUUUGACAUUCAACUCAUUUAACGAAGGUUCUGAAGUAGUGAUUUGGGAGCUGACACUGACAAACAUUGCUGGUUCACCAUUUGAUCUUACAGUAGACAUUUAUGUAGACACAGAUGUACUUCAUCUUUUGUUUGUGGAUGUUCAAAGUGUAGGGGGAGGUCUUGACUUUGUUGCACCAGUUCUCAUGGAUAACACAACUUUCCAAGCUCAAUUGGUGUUCCAGAAUCUCACCUCAGUGCUGAGUGGCGAUAGUGGGGUCUGCUCAGCGUGCUCAAGAGAGAUUGUCAUGUUAAUCCAUACAGUACUCAUCAAUGAAGUUGGUGAUCGUAGUUCACUUGUGAAUGCAACUGGUCGCUAUGCUAGUCAGACAGUUAUGGCAGAGUCAAGGAAUACAGGCAUUGAGACAAGCUACAGUACAAAUAAUCCAGACACAAGGCAUGGUUUUUUCCAAGUUGGGGAAACAGUGACUGUGAACAUUACAAUCACACAACCAGAAAAUAUCUUGUCCAACCUGACUUUGAACCUGACCAUGACCCAAACCCUACCUCUGGACUACCCAAUGAUUGUGUCCACAGUGACGGUAGUACACAUUGGUACUAAUAUCGAAAACACAGUGCUGGCUGUGGGUGACUCUGAAUCAUCACCACACAUUACUCUAGUCUCAAAUAAUGCUAUAACUGUUUAUCUGGGAGAGGUGCUCAACAUAGGGGAUGGGAUGAUGAAUGAAGAUGAUCAGGUGGUGGUCAGCAUCACUGCCUUUGCUCAGACCACAGGCAACGAUCUGCGUAGCCAAAUUGUCACGCUGUACUGCUUCCUUGAAGAGGAGCCAUUCGUUCAGGAUAGUACAAUACUGCAGCUCAUACAUCCACAAGUUCAGUUAUCCCUAGCCGAUUUAGGCCCCCCUGGUUCAUCGGAUGAAGGAGACUUAAUCACCUUCAAACUUCAAUUACAUCAUCAGGUUGCAUUCCCCAGUGCCUCGGCUUACGAUCUUCAGUUCUCUAUAACUACUGAUCAUGGAGCACUGACAAGCCUCGUUAUAGACUCAGCAAUCACUACUGGCUCCUCUUGUCUCAUUGGGUCACUGUCAUGCUCUGCGAUCAAUACAUCUAUGUUCAGUUGUAGCUCUCUUCCUACCGACUGUGCUGCAAGUGUUGUUAUGUCAGCAGAGCUUCCAAUGGGUGUGGUGGCUGGAAAUAACAUUACCAUUGAAACUACCUUACAGUACGACAGUAACCCAUUCUCAGCUCCUCACACUGGUGUGAUGUACACACCUCUUGAUGCCCAUUUCAUUGAGAGUGUCAAAGUGCCGACACAAGUGUUCGAGUCGAAUGUCUCUCAUCCUCUCAUUGCCCUGCUUCAAACCAUUGAGUUCACACUUACUCUAACUGUGCCUGAAGGAGAGACUCAAGAUGUCUCCAUUUCCUUUAAUACCACCAUCACUCCACCAGGCGAUCCCAAUGGUGUCAACUUGACACUAACACUGCAGAGUAUAGUCAUACAUCCCACAGCAAGCCAGACUACACUACCAUUCUUGGGAAAUAUAUUCAACCCAUUUGACAACAUUGCCUCAGUCAAUGACACUGUUGUAUUAGUGCUCACACUGGAUGUGCCAAGUGGCUUAAGUAUUCCCUUCACGAUAUUUGCUGUGACAACGUAUAACACUUCCUCUGGAGAGAUGCAACUUGUAAAUGAGUUGGAAUUUUUCAUUGUCCAACCUGACAUCAGUGUGACAACUGAAGCACUCUCUGUAAGAUUAUCCAGGAUAGUAAACACGGAAGUGAUCAACUUUGACCUUUGGAUAGAGCGUGUGGAUAGUGCCUUUCCUGACUAUGACAUCGUUAUUGAAGUUUCUCUAGAGUUGCCAUCUGAAACGAUUCUGAAUUCGACGCUUGAUAAUCUGUCUGUUAGUAUGAAGAGUGUUGCAGUUAGUGAAGUUUCUGUGCUGCUUAAUCAUUCUGUGCUUAGCUAUGUCAACAGUACCAGCAUGCAACUGCUCCACUUUGAAGGACACUUCUUACCGAAUGUACCUAAUGGACAAGUGAUAAAACUGAAUGGAUCAGUUAUGUUCGUUGUGGAUCCUUUCACAUUCACUGACUAUGUAGAGUAUUUCACAUUCCCUGAUUUGUACUUCAUAAGACCCACGAUUGAAGUGGAAAGUUUAACAUUCAACUCAUUUAACGAAGGUUCUGAAGUAGUGAUUUGGGAGCUGAUACUGACAAACAUUGCUGGAUCACCGUUUGAUCUUACAGUAGACAUUGAUGUAGACACAAAUGUACUUCACAUUCUGUUUGUGGAUGUUCAAAGUAUAGGGGGAGGUCUUGGCUUUGUUUCACCAGUUCUCAUGACUAACACAACUCCCCAAGCGCAAUUGGUGUUCCAGAAUCUCACCUCAGUGCUAAAUGGCAGUAAUGGGGUCUGCUCAGCGUGCUCAACUGGGAUUGUCAUAUUAAUCCAUACAGUACUCAUCAACGAAGUUGGUGAUCGUAGUUCACUUGUGAAUGCAACUGGUCGCUAUGCUAGUGAGACAGUUAUGAUUGAGUUAAGGAAUACUGGCAUUGAGACACGCUAUAGUACAAACAAUCCAGACACCAGGCACGGUAUUCUCCAGGUUGGGGAAACAAUGACUUUGAACAUUACAAUAACACAACCAGAAAAUGUCUUGUCCAACCUGACUUUGAACCUGACCAUGACCCAAACCCUACCUCUGGACUACCCACUGAUCGUGUCCACAGUGACGAUAGUACACAUUGGUGCUAAAAUCGAAAACACAGUACUGGCCGUGGGUGACUCUGAAUCAUCACCACACAUUACUCUAGUCUCAAAUAAUGCUGUGACUGUUUAUCUGGGAGAGGUGCUCAAUAGAGGGGAUGGGAUGACGAAUGAAGAUGAUCAGGUGGUGGUCAGCAUCACUGCCUUUGCUCAGACCACAGGCAACGAUCUGCGUACCCAGACUGUUACUCUGCGCUGCUUCCUCGAAGAGGAGCCAUUCGUCCAGGAUAGUACAAUACUGCAGCUCAUACAUCCACAACUUGAGUUAACCCUAGCCGAUGUAGGCCCCCCUAGUCCAUCAGACGAAGGGGACUUAAUCACCUUCAAACUUCAAUUACAUCAUCAGGUUGCAUUUCCCGAUGCCUCGGCUUACGAUCUUCAGUUCUCUAUAACAACAGAUCAUGGAGCACUUACAAGCCUCGUUAUAGACUCAGCAAACACUACCGGCUCCUCUUGUCUCAUUGAGUCACUGUCAUGCUCUGUGAUUAAUACAUCUAUGUUCAGUUGUAGCUCUCUUCCUACUGACUGUGCUGCAAGUGUUGUUAUGUCAGCAGAGCUUCCAAUGGGUGUGGUGGCUGGAAAUAACAUUACCAUUGAAACUACCUUACAGUACGACAGUAACCCAUUCUCAGUUCCUCACACUGGUGUGAUGUACACACCUCUCGAGGCCCAUUUCAUUGAGAGUGUCAAAGUGCCGACACAAGUGUUCGAGUCGAAUGUUUCUCAUCCUCUCAACUACGUUGCCCCAUUCCAAACCAUUGAGUUCACACUCACUCUAACUGUGCCUGAAGGAGAGACUCAAGAUGUCUCCAUUUCCUUUAAUACCACCAUCACUCCACCAGGCGAUCCCAAUGGUGUCAACUUUACACUAACACUGCAGAGUAUAGUCAUACAUCCCACAGCAAGCCAGACUACAUCCCCAUAUUUGGGAGAUAUAUUCAACACAUUUGACAACAUUGCCUCAAUUAAUGACACUGUUGUAUUAGUGCUUACAAUGGAUGUGCCAAGUGGCUCAAGUAUUCCCUUUACGAUAUUUGCCAUGACAAUGUACAACACUUCCUCUGGAGAGAUGCAACUGGUAGAUGAAUUGGAUUUUUUCAUUAUCCAACCUGAAAUCAAUGUGACAACUGAAGCACUCUCUGUAAGAUUAUCCAGGAUAGUGAACACAGAAGUGAUCAACUUUGACCUUUGGAUAGAGCGUGUGGAUAGUGCCUUUCCUGACUAUGACAUCGUUAUUGACAUUUCUCUGGAGCUGCCACCUGAAACUAUUCUGAAUUCAACGCUUGAAAAUUUGUCUGUUAGUAUGAAGAGUGUUGCAGGAAGUGAGGUUUCUGUGCUGCUUAAUCGUUCUGUGCUUAGCUAUGUCAACAGUACCAGCAUGCAACUGCUCCACUUUGAAGGACGAUUCUUACCAAAUGCACCUAGUGGACAAGUGAUAAAACUGAAUGGAUCAGUAAUGUUCAUUGUGGAUCCUUACACAUUCACUGACUAUGUAGAGUAUUUCACAUUCCCUGAUAUGUACUUCAUAAGACCCACAAUCGAAGUAAAAAGGUUAUCAUUCAGCUCAUUUAUCGAAGAUUCCAAACUAGUGAUUUGGGAGCUGGUACUGACAAACAUUGCUGGAUCACCGUUUGAUCUUACAGUGGACAUUUAUGUAGACACGGAUGUACUUCAACUUCUGUUUGUGGAUGUUCAAAGUGUAGGGGGAGGUCUUGGCUUUGUUUCACCAGUUCUCAUGGCUAACACAACUUUCCAAGCUGAAUUGGUGUUCCAGAAUCUCACCUCAGUGCUGAGUGGCGGUAGUGGGGUCUGCUCAGAGUGCUCAACAGAGAUUGUCCUGUUUAUUCACACAUCACUCAUCAAUGAUAUUGGCGAUCGUAGUGCACUUGUGACUGCAAGUAGCCACUAUGCUAGCGUGACAGUUAAUAUGAUGGAGUCAAAGAUUACGGACAUUGAGACAAGCUACAGUACAAACAAUCCAGACACCAGGCAUGGUAUUCUCCAGGUUGGGGAAACAAUGACUUUGAACAUUACAAUAACACAACCAGAAACUGUCUCGUCUAACCUGACUUUGAACCUGACCAUGACCCAAACUCUACCUCUGGACUACCCAAUGAUUGUGUCCACAGUGACGGUAGUACACAUUGGUACUAACAUCGAAAACACAGUACUGGCCGUGGGUGACUCUGAAUCAUCACCACACAUUACCCUAGUCUCAAAUAAUGCUGUGACUGUUUAUCUGGGAGAGGUGCUCAAUAGAGGGGAUGGAAUGACAAAUGAAGAUGAUCAGGUGGUGGUCAGCAUCACUGCCUUUGCUCAGACCACAGGCAACGAUCUGCGUAGCCAGACUGUCACUCUACACUGCUUCCUUGAAGAGCUGUCAUUUGUCCAAGACAGUACAAUACUGCAGCUCAUACAUCCACAACUUGAGUUAACCCUGGCCGAUGUAGGCCCCACUGGUCCAUGGGAUGGAGGGGACUUAAUCAGCUUCAUACUUGAAAUACAUCAUCAGGUUGUAUUCCCCGAUGCCUCGGCUUACAAUCUUCAGUUCUCUAUAACUACUGAUCAUGGAGCACUGACAAGCCUCGUUAUAGACUCAGCAAACACUACCGACUCAUCUUGUCUCAUUGGGUCACUGUCAUGCUCUGUGAUCAAUACAUCGAUGUUCAGUUGUAGCUCUCUUCCUACUGACUGUGCUGCAAGUGUUGUUAUGUCAGCAGAGCUUCCAAUGGGUUUGGUGGCUGGAAAUAACAUUACCAUUGAAACUACCUUACAGUACGACAGUAACCCUUUCUCAGCUCCUCACACUGGUGUGAUGUACACACCUCUCGACGUCCUUUUCACUGAGAGUGUCAAAGUUCCGACACAAGUGUUCAAGUCGAAUGUCUCUCAUCCUCUCAACUACGUUGCCCCAUUCCAAACCAUUGAGUUCACACUCACUCUAACUGUGCCUGAAGGAGAGACUCAAGAUGUCUCCAUUUCCUUUAAUACCACCAUCACUCCACCAGGCGAUCCCAAUGGUGUCAACUUUACACUAACACUGCAGAGUAUAGUCAUACAUCCCACAGCAAGCCAGACUACACUCCCAUUCUUGGGAAAUAUCUUCAACCCAUUUGACAACAUUGCCUCAGUCAAUGACACUGUUGUAUUAGUGCUCACACUGGAUGUGCCAAGUGGCUCAAAUAUUCCCUUCACGAUAUUUGCCGUGACAAUGUACAACACUUCCUCUGGAGAGAUGCAACUGGUAGAUGAGUUAGAUCUUUUUAUUUUCCAACCUGACAUCAAUGUGACAACUGAAGCACUCUCUGUAAGAUUAUCCAGGAUAGUGAACACAGAAUUGAUCAACUUUGACCUUUGGAUAGAGCGUGUGGAUAGCACCUUUCCUGUCUAUGAUAUCGUUAUUGAAGUUUCUCUGGAGUUGCCAUCUGAAACGAUUCUUAAUGUGACGCUUGACAAUCUGUCUGUUAGUAUGAAGAGUGUUGCAGGAAGUGAGGUUUCUGUGCUGCUUAAUCGUUCUGUGCUUAGCUAUGUCAACAGUACCAGCAUGCAACUGCUCCACUUUGAAGGACACUUCUUACCGAAUGUACCUAAUGGACAAGUGAUAAAACUGAAUGGAUCAGUUACGUUCAUUGUGGAUCCUUACACAUUCACAGACUAUUUCACAUUCCCUGAUUUGUACUUUGUAAGACCCACAAUUGAAGUAGAAAGGUUAUCAUUCAGCUCAUUUAUCGAAGAUUCCAAAGUAGUGAUUUGGGAGCUGGUACUGACAAACAUUGCUGGAUCACCGUUUGAUCUUACUGUGGACAUUUAUGUAGACAUGGAUGUACUUCAACUUCUGUUUGUGGAUGUUCAAAGUGUAGGGGGAGGUCUUGGCUUUGUUUCACCAGUUCUCAUGGCUAACACAACUUUCCAAGCUCAAUUGGUGUUCCAGAAUCUCACCUCAGUGCUGAGUGGCGGUAGUGGGAUCUGCUCAGAGUGCUCAACAGAGAUUGUCCUGUUAAUCCACACAUCACUCAUCAAUGAUGUUGGUGACCGUAGUGCACUUGUGACUGCAAGUAGCUACUAUGGGAGCGGGUCGACAGUUAGUACGAUCGAGUCAAGGAUUACUGACAUUGAGACACGCUAUAGUACAAACAAUCCAGACACCAGGCACGGUAUUCUCCAGGUUGGGGAAACAAUGACUUUGAACAUUACAAUAACACAACCAGAAAAUGUCUCGUCCAACCUGACUUUGAACCUGACCAUGACCCAAACUCUACCUCUGGACUACCCAAUAAUUGUGUCCACAGUGACGAUAGUGCACAUUGGUACUAAAAUUGAAAACACAGUGCUGGCCGUGGGUGACUCUGAAUCAUCACCACACAUUACCCUAGUCUCAAAUAAUGCUGUGACUGUUUAUCUGGGAGAGGUCCUCAAUAGAGGGGAUGGGAUGAUAAAUGAAGAUGAUCAGGUGGUGGUCAGCAUCACUGCCUUUGCUCAGACCACAGGCAACGAUAUGCGUAGCCAGACUGUCACUCUGCACUGCUUCCUUGAAGAGCAGCCAUUCGUCCAGGACAGUACAAUACUGCAGCUCAUACAUCCACAGCUUGAGUUAACCCUGACCGAUGUAGGCCCCACUGGUCCAUGGGAUGGAGGGGACUUAAUCAACUUCAUGUUUGAAUUACGUCAUCAGGUUGUAUUCCCCAGUGCCUCGGCUUACGAUCUUCAGUUCUCUAUAACUACUGAUCAUGGAGCACUGACAAGCCUUUUUAUUGACUCAGCAAACACUACCGGCUCCUCUUGUCUCAUUGGGUCACUGUCAUGCUCUGUUAUCAAUAGAUCUAUGUUCAGUUGUAGCUCUCUUCCUACUGACUGUGCUGCAAGUGUUGUUAUGUCAGCAGAGCUUCCAAUGUCUGUGGUGGCUGGAAAUAACAUUACCAUUGAAACUACCUUACAGUACGACAGUAACCCUUUCUCAGCUCCUCACACUGGUGUGAUGUACACACCUCUCAAUGCCCAAUUCACUGAGAGUGUCAAAGUGCCAACACAAGUGUUCGAGUCGAAUGUCUCUCAUCCUCUCAACUACGUUGCCCCAUUCCAAACCAUUGAGUUCACACUUACUCUAACUGUGCCUGAAGGAGAGACUCAAGAUGUCUCCAUUUCCUUUAAUACCACCAUCACUCCACCGGGAGAUCCCAAUGGUGUCAACCUGACAAUAACACUGCAGAGUAUAGUCAUACAUCCCACAGCAAUCCAGGCUACACUCCCAUUCUUGGGAGAUAUAUUCAACUCAUUUGACAACCUUGCCUCAGUCAAUGACACUGUUGUAUUAGUGCUCACACUGGAUGUGCCAAGUGCCACAAAUAUUCCCUUCACGAUAUUCGCCUUGACAAUGUACAACACUUCCUCUGGAGAGAUGCAACUGGUAGAUGAGUUGGACUUUAUCAUUGUCAAACCUGAAAUCAAUGUAACAACUGAAGCACUCUCUGUAAGAUUAUCCAGGAUAGUGAACACAGAAGUAAUCAACUUCGAUCUUUGGAUAGAGCGUGUGGAUAGUGCCUUUCCUGACUAUGAUGUCAUUAUUGACGUUUCUCUACAGUUGCCAUCUGAAACGAUUUUGAAUUCGACGCUUGACAAUCUGUCUGUUAGUAUGAAGAGCUUUGCAGGAAGUGAGGUUUCUGUGCUGCUUAAUAGUUCCGUGCUUAGCUAUGUCAACAGUACCAGCAUGCAACUGCUCCACUUUGAAGGACGCUUUUUACCGAAUAUUCCUGAUGGGCAAGUGAUAAAACUGAAUGGAUCAGUAAUGUUCAUUGUGGAUCCUUUCACAUUCACAAACUAUGUAGAGUAUUUCACAUUCCCUGAUUUGUACUUCAUAAGACCCACAAUUGAAGUAGAAAGGUUAUCAUUCAGCUCAUUUAACGAAGGUUCCGAAGUAGUGAUUUGGGAGCUGGUACUGACAAACAUUGCUGGAUCACCGUUUGAUCUUAUUGUGGACAUUUUUGUAGACACGGAUGUACUUCAACUUCUGUUUGUGGAUGUUCAAAGUGUAGGGGGAGGUCUUGGCUUUGUUGCACCAGUUCUCAUGGAUAACACAACUUCCCAAGCUCAAUUGGUGUUCCAGAAUCUCACCUCAGUGCUGAGUGGCGGUAGUGGGAUCUGCUCAGAGUGCUCAACAGAGAUUGUCCUGUUUAUUCACACAUCACUCAUCAAUGAUGUUGGUGACCGUAGUGCACUUGUGACUGCAAGUAGCCACUAUGGUAGCGGGUCGACAGUUAGUAUGAUGGAGUCAAGGAUUACAGACAUUGAGACAAGCUACAGUACAAACAAUCCAGACACCAGGCAUGGUAUUCUCCAGGUUGGGGAAACAAUGACUUUGAACAUUACAAUAACACAGCCAGAAAAUGUCUUGUCCAACCUGACUUUGAACCUGACCAUGACCCAAACUCUACCUCUGGACUACCCAAUGAUUGUGUCCACAGUGACGGUAGUACACAUCGGUACUAACAUCGAAAACACAGUACUGGCCGUGGGUGACUCUGAAUCAUCACCACACAUUACCCUAGUCUCAAAUAAUGCUGUGACUGUUUAUCUGGGAGAGGUGCUCAAUAGAGGGGAUGGGAUGAUAAAUGAAGAUGAUCAGGUGGUGGUCAGCAUCACUGCCUUUGCUCAGACCACAGGCAAUGAUCUGCGAAACCAGACUGUCAUUCUGCACUGUUUCCUUGAAGAGCAGCCAUUCGUCCCAGAUAGCACAAUACUGCAACUCAUACAUCCACAACUUGAGUUAAUCCUAGCCGAUAUAGGCCCCACUGGUCCAUGGGAUGGAGGGGACUUAAUCAGCUUCAUACUUGAAACACAUCAUCAGGUUGUAUUCCCCGAUGCCUCGGCUUACGAUCUUCAGUUCUCUAUAACUACUGAUCAUGGAGCACUUACAAGCCUCGUUAUAGACUCAGCAAACACUACCGGCUCCUCUUGUUUCAUUGGGUCACUGUCAUGCUCCGUGAUUAAUACAUCUGUGUUCAGUUGUAGCUCUCUUCCUACUGACUGUGCUGCAAGUGUUGUUAUGUCAGCAGAGCUUCCAAUGGGUGUGGUGGCUGGAAAUAACAUUACCAUUGAAACUACCUUACAGUACGACAGUAACCCAUUCUCAGCUCCUCACACUGGUGUGAUGUACACACCUCUCGAUGUCCAUUUCACUGAGAGUGUCAAAGUGCCGACACAAACAUUCACGAUCAGCACUAAGUACCCAACACCUAACGAAACUCUGCUUCUUACAUUGGAGCUCCUUCUUCCUGAAGGACUCACUCGGAACGUAACCACCAUUAUUGAUGCUUGGGACACGAAUCAGACAUUCAUUUUGGAUAUCAAAAUUGAUAAAGUUACUCUUGGAAGUAAUAUCAACUCAAGUAACGUAGAGAUAAUUGAUCACUAUCCAGAGCUAGGAGAUAUUUUUGUCAUACCAGACCAAAACGAUUCUCUGCUUGAGUUGGACACGAUCGUCAUAACCUACUCUGUGAUGAUACCCGAGGAUGCCUACCAAGUGAACUUCACUGCACUCACUGAAACUUCGUACUCGACAAGCGAUAGUGUAUCAGUAACUCUCAGUGGUAGUAAUGUCUGGUUGGUAAUCCUGGAGCCAAUCUUGACUGUCGAACUAAGCGUCUCAGAGAAGCUGGUGGACAUUGGAUUCAUUGUAGUGUACAACCUUUCUCUAACGUACAGUAUGCAACCAGAUCAACCUGAUGAAGUGAUAAUCAUCAAUGCUACUGCUUUCCUCCCUUCCUUCUUGGACCUGCUUCCUAACAACUUGGUGGAACAAACAACCCAGUACUCUGACAGGAAUGGUCUGGAGUAUACUGCAAUCCACUUUGUCUCUCUUCAAAAAAAUACUGCAAGUGAUAUUCUUCUCUCAGUACCAGUAGUAGUGACUUCUAACUCCGCCAAUAGAACAGUAAUUCUUGCCAACAGUGAAAUUAGUUACGCCUAUUCUUCAAUAGAACGUGUGUUUGGUUUUGUUGAAGAUUUCCGCAAUGUCUACAUCGCUAACCUGAACAUGGUGCUUUCACUUGUGUCAACUAGUUUGCAGGUUACAAACGGAAAUGUAAUCACAUUUGGUGAGACUUCCACUUGGCAUGUGACCAUCUCAGAACUUGUUGGACCAGUACAAAACAUGACUGUGACUAUUUUUUCAAGCAAUGUGCUCCUCGAUGUUGCUGAGUUGAGUGUGUUGUCCAUUGGAUCUAACCUCAACCUGGUUGGAGCUCCCCUCAUCACCGUUCUCAAUGAGACAGCUGUUGUUGUAUUUCAAGAUCUCACCCUAACAGAUCCAGAUGGCUACAAUGGCAGCUGUGACUGUGGCAUACUGAUUGAAGUAUUAUACACUUCUCAGCUGCCUGUAGUUCAAAAUCAACUAGUAACCGUUGAUGCGAAUGUAACAUAUGGCUCACUUCAAAGAAUAGACGAGGGACAGGUACUGGUUUCUCCCCCAGCAAAGCUAUCAAUCAACCUCACCUUGGAGACAUAUGAAGUGGAGGGUGGUAGUGAUGUACCAGCAUAUGCUACAAUUGAGCAUGUUUCUAUACUCCGUCUAGAUGCAUAUGAUCUAGUAAUCACACUACCAAUUGAAGACCCACAGCUAACUUUCUCUGGCAAUGCAACUGCUCACUUUUCUAAUGGGACAACAGUAAUUUUUAGUUCAGAUGUUCUACUCGAGAGUGGAGGAGGUUUCAAUGUUUCUUUGCUACCAUGGAAUGAGACGAUACUGAUAUCCUUUGUGUACACCUUCUCCCCAUUUACUACACUUGGACUCAUUGUCCCCCUCAGUGCUCUUCUGGAAUAUUCCAACACAAACAUUAGUAUUCCUGGAUACAGAGACACAGUUAAUGAUACAGAGGAUGUGAUACCGAGUAGCUUGAAUGAAGUGGCCAGUUUUCUGUCCAGCACAUCUUCUUCCUUUACUUUUGGUAGGGACGUUGCCAUCAAUGAGAUAUUUGACGUUUCUGUCAGGAAACUUAUACGACAUGGAGUUUCUUCCCCUGUAUUUUACACAGUGUUUAGUACAGAUGAUGGUACAUAUCCUCCUGUUCAAUUACUCAACGUUGACAGCUCCAUACCAAGUGCCACUACGUUCGUUACCACUGCCAAUGCAACACUUGACAUUUUACAUAACUCCAGCGAAUUGAGCAUUAUCUGGAAUUUAGGAGUGUUGUACAAUCAACCUGAUGGAUUUAAAGAUAUCAACGAUAUCAUUCAAAAUGUCUACACAAUUGGAAUCUCUACGAAUGCUUCUUUGACCAGUAUAAACAUUGAUAACUAUGUGAUGGAUUCUGGAAGCAACCAAACUGAAGACGCGCUGAACAUCAAUCUGAACGUAGUUGCACCAGAAUUGAUAACAUCUUUGAACAUUGAAGUGCUUGAGGAAGGGAAUCCAAGAAUAGCAAGAUUUACAUUCUCAAUUUUUCACUCCGAGAACUCAUCAGCUCCUGCUUUCUUCCUUAACAUCUUAAACACUAUACCUCCUGAACUGAAACUAGUUUCUCUCGUUACUGUGGGGUACAAUGAUGGCAGUAUGUUACAUGAAGAGUCACGAAAUGAAGCAGACUCGAUUGUCGAACUAUCUUACCCUCGUUUUCUCCUUGACCAAAACGUUACCUUGGAAUACCUGGUUCAAAUCGGCAUCGAUUUACCUGAUGGAUUUAAUAUUACCAAUGCUAUUGAGCUGCAGUACACUACCAUUAAGCAGGAGGGAACAAUUGCAGUGCUGUAUCCUGAAUACAAUGGAAGAAAUGAAAAUCACAGAAAUGGAGGAUGCGUUCAAAAAAUUUUGGUCGGCAUCCCAGUGGAAAUUAUCGAUGGCCCUUUUCUUCUGCUGUGGCUCAUUAUUGGAAUCAUUAUAGGCAUUAUUGUAGGUACUUUAGUGAUUGGGAUUUAUCACUGCUGCAUUUACAUACGAGAAUGGCGCUUGAAAAGAUCAGUGUUUCCAGCACUUCUGCUUGGAGUGCUACUAGACGAUAAAGAGGAGGAGGAAUGUUUGAUAUUCAAGUCUGAACGGAAGAGACCCCUCUUUUCAAGUCUACUGGAAGCGUUACCUAAAGACGUGUGGUUCGACGUAGAUGGCACCUAUAUAGGCGCCGAGUCCGACUACAUAGCUGAAGUGGAAAGAGAAUUCUUUUAUGUUGAAGGAAAGGCAAUGAGUAGAUUAAUGGUACAUCUGUUGAAGACCAAAAGUAAUCUAAAGGCUGAGAAUAUUCGUAAGGCUAAACUCAGAUUUGAUUCUAAAGUUAUUGAGCUCAGAGCCCAGUUAAAAGAUAGUAUGAGAAGUGAGAUGCAAAAGCAAGCGUAUCAAUCUGUAUCAGACAAGAUUACUCAAGAAGAGGAAUUGACUAAUUCACAAAGUAAAAGUAUCGGAGAACUGCAGUCCAGCUUGACUGGGGAUAUGGAUACAGCUGUUGAUUUACUGGAGUAUUUGGACAGAAAUCACGAGUCAGAAAAAACAGAGCUAUACUUAACUAUUGGGCUUGAGAAGAAAGAAGCAGAGCUUGUUAUAGUACAGCAGUAUAUAGCCCACUUCAUGCUUGGUGUAAAGGCACUGAUGAUACAGACAAUACAUGAGUUUUGUCCCAAGGAGACGAGCACUGCCAAAUCAAUCCAGGAGUUUUCUGGUGGGAUAUAUGAGAGCAUUCUAGCUGAAGCAAAGACUCAAGAAGAGGUAUCUGUGAUUCGAGGAAAGCGUCAACGGCAGUGUCUGCUAGAGAAGAGGAUUGUUGAAAUACAAGACUUUCAUUUGGAAGAGCAGAUGCUGAAACUGAUUGACAGUAGCAUUGCUGGAAUGAAACAAGAGCAUGUGGUCAAGGAUGACGUUUGUGAAGAAUUGAAAGACACUUUCUACAACGAUAUGAAGAUGUUGAGAUCACGUAAGAAGGAAACUGAGCUAGAAAUCAACAAUAGAGCGAAGGCUGAUUUGGAGAAAAGAGUACAAGAGUUACCCGUCUUCACAUUCAUCGAUACCACAGCUUUUUCUUCUAUUGAAUCUGAGAUAGAAAGGUGGCACAGUCUUCAAGAGGAAAGAGAAGUAUUACUGAAAGAAGUUGAAGAACAGGCUAUAAAGCAGUUAAAGGAAAGCUGGGAGCAACACCUUAUAUCUAGGAAGCAACUUAUGGAAGACCAAACUACCAAGUUAUCUCAGCACAUGUUAUCACGAGGUGUGCAAUUGAAAUUGUGUGAUGAAAUUCUGAGGCAGCACUCGAAGAAUAGAUUGAACGCCAAAGAAAAGUUGGAAACAAGCAUUUUAAUUCUUAAAGUCAAGUUCCAAGCCAGUGUGGAAAGGCUGCGACAAAGGGUGGAUAAAGCUGCUAUAAUCACAAAGAAAUUACACUCAAUGAGAAAGGAGGUCGAGAUGCACUUCUUACUUGAUGUGAUCUCUGGAAUGGAUGGUGAAGAACAGCUGGAAAAGAUAGAGCUAUAUCAUAGAGAUGCUGCUAUUCUACAAAGAAGUGUGGCUCUGGAGAGAUUGAGGAUUUUUCUUAGAGCAAAGGCUAGAGUUUCUGUUCAUGAGAAAAGAAAGCUUCAGAAUGCUCAAAACAAAUUCGUCCAGCUUCUCCAAAGUGACAAAUUUACCAGGCAAGUCAAAGAAACCUUCAGAUCUUUUGUGAGGCAGUUACAGAAAGUGAGGACAGAGACUUACACUAAGGUGUUUGAAGAAGAGCGAAGAAAGGCUGAAGAGGACCACACAAAGGUGCGAGAGAGGGAGGUUCAGUUGAUAGCUACUCGGAGCAUUGAGACAGUGCUAGGUGCUGAAGAGAUUGAAGAACAAUGGAGCAGAAGCCGACCCAACACUGGAGCAGCUCUACAAGUGAAUUUGAUGGACAUCCAAGAAGAUUCUAAGAAGUUGUUAACAGACCACAGGGAGAACCUCAUCCAAGUUAACAGCAAACUAGUGAAAGAGAAAGACAAUAUUGCACAUAGUUUCGAGAAGAAACUGAAUAGAAGGCGGCUACGACGAGAAAUGACUGUCAUGGAUUUGGCUGUUCCUGAAAACAGCCCAGGCCAGAUUGCUAAGCCAUCCAAAUUUGUGGUAGCUGUACGCAAGGUGAUGCUCUCAGAACGGCUGAGAAUGAUCCAUGACCAACACAAGAGAGAGCUGCACACUGUACUCGAGGACCUACAGAAGUCGUAUGAGCAAAAACGGCAUGACGCGUUCUCCAAACUGGAGAGGAAGGUUGAAAAUCAUCUGCUAAAGGGUGGAACACAUUCUCAGGAGGAGCUUACCAAAAUAUUCCAAAGCAUUGACGUGUGGCAGGCAGAGCUGAAGAAACCCACGGGGGGAAAAAGUAGGAGUUACUCCACUGUGAUUGGAAAAAGUCCUAGUAGAUAUCCACUACCACCGAUAUAUGCUGCGCCUGGAGAAAGUGUCGGAGAAAGUGGUGCGUUGUUGAGAGCUGCCCAUCCUCAACUACAUGGAGUUUUCAGGGCUGGAGAAGGUAUCAUUGAGAGUGGUACGUUGUUGAGAGAAACACAUUACGCUCAUUCUCAACCAGAUGGAGUUCUCAGGGCUGGAGAAGGUUUCGGUGGAAGUGGUGCGUUGUCAACAGAAAGACACUCCGCUUAUCCUCAACCAGAUGGAGUUCUUAGGGCUGGAGAAGAUGUCAGUGGAAGUGGUGCGUUGUGGAGAGAAAAGCAUUACGCCCAUUCUCAACCAGAUGGAGUUCUGAGAGCUGGAGAAGAUUUCAGUGGAAGUGGUCCGUUGUCGACAGAAAGACACUACGCCCAUCCUCAACCAGAUGGAGUUCUCAGACCUGGAGAAGUUGUCGAUGGAAGUGGUGCGUUGUCGAAAGAAAGACACUCCGCUUAUCCUCAACCAGAUGCAGUUCUCAGGGCUGGAGAAGAUGUCAGUGGAAGUGGUGCGUUGUGGACAGAAAAACAUUACGCCCAUUCUCAACCAGAUGGAGUUCUCAGAGCUGGAGAAGGUUUCAGUGGAAGUGGUCCGUUGUCGACAGAAAGACACUACGCCCAUCCUCAACCAGAUGGAGUUCUCAGACCUGGAGAAGGUGUCUAUGGAAGUGGUGCGUUGUCGAAAGAAAGACACUCCGCCUAUCCUCAACUAGACGGAGUUCUCAGGGCUGGAGAAGGUUUCAGUGGAAGUGGUCUGUUGUCGACAAAAAGGCACUCCGCCUAUCCUCAACCAGAUGGAGUUCUCAGGGUUGAAGAAAGUGUCAGUGGAAGUGGUCCGAUGUCGAAAGAAAGACACUCCGCCUGUCCUCAACCAGAUGGAGUUCUCAGAGUGCGUUACACGAAAGUACUUUGUCUGGUGUUUUUACUACAUGUAUAAUGACUGCAUGUAGGAGUGUUA